Molecule: messenger RNA, 2027 nt
Organism: Phoenix dactylifera (date palm)
Lineage: Eukaryota; Viridiplantae; Streptophyta; Magnoliopsida; Arecales; Arecaceae
Product: clathrin adaptor complexes medium subunit family protein
Biological process (GO): retrograde vesicle-mediated transport, Golgi to endoplasmic reticulum; Golgi localization; endoplasmic reticulum to Golgi vesicle-mediated transport
Cellular component (GO): COPI vesicle coat
Source: RefSeq, a predicted model, not a curated record
AAGGCCCCCUCCCUUCACCCUUUAACUCGCUCUCCCCUCCGGUCCCAAGAAUCCCAGAUCCCGGACUCGACCUCCUCGGGCGACGUCUCACCCUCCCAGAGUCGUCUCCUCCGCGUUCGCCUUCCCUCGACUCCUCUCUCGGUUCUUUGUGAGAGAUCUCUAGAUCCAAGAUCUCAGGUGCUUCAUUUGCUGAGACCUACAAUUGCAUAUUGUUCGUGGUGUUCAUUCAUCCAAAAUGGUGGUUCUUGCAGCAUCUGUCGUAACUAAGUCUGGAAAAGCACUUGUGUCAAGGCAAUUUGUGGAUAUGUCCCGAAUAAGAAUAGAAGGACUACUUGCAGCAUUUCCUAAGUUGGUGGGAACAGGAAAACAACAUACUUACGUUGAAACUGAGAAUGUGCGCUAUGUUUACCAACCAAUUGAAGCUCUUUAUCUGCUACUUGUUACAAACAAACAAAGUAACAUUCUUGAAGACCUGGAGACUCUGAGACUACUAUCCAAGCUCGUACCUGAAUAUUCACCUUCCUUAGAUGAGGAGGGUAUUUGCAAGAUGGCUUUUGAGCUGAUAUUUGCUUUUGACGAAGCCAUCUCUCUGGGGCAUAAGGAAAAUGUGACUGUAGCACAGGUUAAACAAUACUGUGAGAUGGAGAGUCAUGAAGAGAGAUUGCAUAAGCUGGUCUUGCAGAGCAAAAUCAACGAAACCAAGGAUGUUAUGAAGCGAAGAGCUAGUGAGAUUGACAAAAGCAAGAUUGAAAAGAACAGAGGUGACAGAGGAGGGUUUAUGUCAUCCAUGUCUGGUCCACGGAAACUUGAUAGUGGCUUUAGCGAUAUUAGUAUCUCGAGUAGUGGAACUGGUUUUGGAAGUGGUUCUGGAUUUGGAUUGAGCACUGAUGUGGAUUCCUUCUCUAGCAAGCCCAAAGGUCGUCCUCCUGCAUCUGCUACUGCUCCUCCAAAAGGCCUUGGCAUGCAGUUAGGCAAAACGCAACGUACAAAUCAAUUUUUAGAAUCACUAAAAGCUGAAGGAGAAGUCAUUCUUGAGGAUGUGCAACCGAGUGCUGUGCAGUCAAAGGCUCCUCUUCCACCAACUGAUCCCAUUACAUUGACAAUUGAAGAGAGGCUCAAUGUAAUGAUUAAGAGGGAUGGGGGGGUUAGUAACUUUGAUGUUCAAGGCACCUUGUCUCUCCAAAUUCUUAACCAAGAAGAUGGGUUUAUUCAAUUUCAGAUUGAGAACCAGGACAUACCAGGCCUUAGCUUCAAAACUCAUCCGAACAUUAACAAAGAGUUAUUUAACAGCCAGCAUAUUAUAGGCUUGAAAGAUCCAAACAGGCCCUUCCCUACUGGUCAAAAUGAUGUUGGUCUUAUGAAAUGGAGAAUUCAGGGCAUGGAUGAGGCCUCUUUGCCGUUAACUGUCAACUGCUGGCCCUCAGUUUCUGGAAAUGAAACUUUUGUUAACAUUGAGUAUGAAGCUUCAGAAAUGUUUGACUUGCGAAAUGUUGUGAUAUCCAUACCUCUUCCUGCACUUCGGGAGCAACCAAGUGUAAGGCAGAUUGAUGGAGAAUGGAGGUAUGACCCGAGGGCUUCCACAUUGGAGUGGUCUAUUCUUCUUAUUGAUCAUUCCAAUCGCAGUGGAUCAAUGGAGUUUGUUGUGCCUCCGGCUGAUCCAUCAGUAUUCUUCCCCAUCAACAUCAGAUUUACUGCUGCAAACACAUUUAGUGAUGUGAAGGUGAUUGGUGUCAUGCCACUUAGAAGCAAUGCUCCACCAAAGUUUUCACAGAGGAUUCAGAUGAUUACAGACACUUACCAAGUGGUUUGAUUUAUGAUGGAAAUAAUUUGUGGCAUUGAACCUGUCUUUCAAAUUGACUUUAUCUGUAGUAUGAUGGAAAUGGUUUGUGGCAUUGAACUGGUCUUUCAAAUUGACUUUAUAUGUAGGGCCUUUGUUUUAUCCCCACUCAUCCACGAACCUUGGCAGUGAAACAAGAUUUUAAAUUUGUGCGCCUAAAGUUUUUUAACUGUUAUUUCAAAAGAAUAAA